Molecule: messenger RNA, 8391 nt
Organism: Callithrix jacchus (white-tufted-ear marmoset)
Lineage: Eukaryota; Metazoa; Chordata; Mammalia; Primates; Cebidae
Gene: TRPM6
Product: transient receptor potential cation channel subfamily M member 6
Biological process (GO): metal ion transport; monoatomic cation transmembrane transport; protein phosphorylation
Cellular component (GO): apical plasma membrane; plasma membrane
Molecular function (GO): ATP binding; protein serine/threonine kinase activity; monoatomic cation channel activity
Source: RefSeq, a predicted model, not a curated record
UUUCAAGAGCUGGGAUGCGGCUGCAGCGGAGUUGGUGUCCGAGUGGAAACCUAGUGGGGGUCGGGGGUUCCGCUUGGGGCGGUGGGAAACACCCCGGAAGAGGAGGCAUCUCUGUGAUUCCGCUCCGAGCCCGCGGGAAAGGAGUUGGGAGGUGGCUUGAGCGAGAACCGGGAGGAGAGAAGGUGCAUUUCUGAGCCGCCAGGAGCGCGGAUCGCAGACUGGGACCCCGACAAGCCAGGGGUCGCGGCUUUCUGAGGCGGCGGGAGAAGUGCCCAGACCGCAGUCCCUCCGCGCCCGUGAGCGUCCGCGUGCGCCCCGUGCUGGAGUCCCGGAGCGAUGACAGCGCGGGUUACGUCCCAGAAAUCCUGGAUUGAAGGAGCAUUUGACAAGAGAGAAUGUAGCACAGUCAUACCCAGCUCAAAAAAUCCUCACAGAUGUACUCCAGUAUGCCAGGUCUGCCAGAAUUUAAUCAGGUGUUACUGUGGUCGACUGAUUGGAGAUCAUGCUGGGAUAGAUUAUGCCUGGACCAUCUCAGCUGCUAAGGGCAAAGAAAGUGAACAAUGGUCUGUUGAAAAGCACACAAAGAAAAGCCCGACAGAUACUUUUGGCACGAUUAAUUUCCAAGAUGGAGAGCACACCUACCACGCCAAGUAUAUUCGAACUUCUUAUGAUACAAAAUUGGAUCAUCUGUUACAUUUAAUGUUGAAAGAAUGGAAAAUGGAACUGCCCAAGCUGGUGAUCUCGGUACAUGGGGGCAUCCAGAACUUUACGAUACCCUCUAAACUUAAAGAGAUUUUCAGCCAAGGUUUGAUUAAAGCUGCAGAGACAACAGGAGCAUGGAUAAUAACUGAAGGCAUCAAUACAGGAGUGUCCAAACAUGUUGGGGAUGCCUUGAAAUCCCAUUCCUCUCGUUCCUUGAGAAAAAUCUGGACAGUUGGAAUCCCUCCUUGGGGUGUCAUUGAGAACCAGAGAGACCUUAUUGGAAAAGAUGUGGUGUGCCUGUACCAGACUCUGGGUAACCCCCUCAGCAAGCUCACAACACUCAACAGCAUGCACUCACACUUCAUCCUGUCUGAUGAUGGGACCGUGGGCAAGUAUGGAAAUGAAAUGAAGCUCAGAAGGAACCUGGAGAAGUACCUCUCUCUGCAGAAAAUACACUGCCGCUCAAGACAAGGCGUGCCUGUGGUGGGGCUGGUGGUGGAAGGCGGUCCCAACGUCAUCCUGUCAGUGUGGGAGACUGUCAAGGACAAGGACCCGGUGGUGGUGUGUGAGGGCACAGGCAGGGCAGCUGACCUCCUGGCCUUCACACACAAACACCUGGCAGAUGAAGGGAUGCUGCGUCCUCAGGUAAAAGAAGAAAUCAUCUGCAUGAUUCAGAACACUUUCAACUUUAAUCUUAAGGAGUCCAAGCACCUUUUCCAAAUUCUAAUGGAGUGUAUGGUUCACAGGGAUUGUAUUAGCAUAUUUGAUGCUGACUCUGAAGAGCAGCAAGACCUUGACUUAGCAGUCCUCACAGCUUUGCUGAAGGGCACAAAUUUAUCAUCGUCAGAGCAAUUAAAUCUGGCAAUGGCUUGGGACAGAGUGGACAUUGCCAAGAAACAUAUCCUAAUUUAUGGACAACACUGGAAGCCUGGUGCCCUGGAACAAGCAAUGUUAGAUGCUUUAGUGAUGGAUAGAGUGGAUUUUGUGAAGCUCUUAAUAGAAUAUGGAGUGAACCUCCAUCGCUUUCUUACCAUCCCUCGACUGGAAGAACUCUACAAUACAAAACAAGGACCUACUAAUACACUCCUGCAUCAUCUCGUCCAAGAUGUGAAACAGCAUACUCUUCUCUCAGGCUACCGAAUAACCUUGAUUGACAUUGGAUUGGUAGUAGAAUACCUCAUUGGUAGAGCAUAUCGCAGCAGCUACACUAGAAAACAUUUCAGAGCCCUCUACAACAACCUCUACAGAAAACAUAAGAGAGUGACCAGCUCUGUUCAAAACCUUUCCCAGCACCGGAGACGCUCCUCAGGAAAUAGAAAUGAGUCUGCAGAAAGUACGUUGCACUCGCAGUUCAUUAGAACUGCACAGCCAUACAAAUUCAAGGAAAAGUCUGUAGUCCUUCAUAAAUCAAGGAAGAAGUCAAAAGAACAAAAUGGAUCAGAUGACCCUGAGUGUACUGGCUUUAUUUACCCUUACAAUGAUCUGCUGGUUUGGGCUGUGCUGAUGAAAAGGCAGAAGAUGGCCAUGUUCUUCUGGCAGCAGGGUGAGGAGGCCACAGUGAAAGCAGUGAUUGCGUGUAUUCUCUUCCGGGCAAUGGCCCAUGAAGCUAAGGAGAGUCACAUGGUAGAUGAUGCCUCAGAAGAGUUGAAGAAUUACUCAAAGCAGUUUGGCCAGCUGGCCCUGGACUUGUUGGAGACGGCAUUCAAGCAGAAUGAGCGCAUGGCCAUGACGCUGCUGACGUACGAACUCAGGAACUGGAGCAAUUCGACCUGCCUGAAACUGGCCGUGUCGGGAGGAUUACGACCCUUUGUUUCACAUACUUGUACCCAAAUGCUACUGACGGACAUGUGGAUGGGGCGCCUAAAAAUGAGGAAAAACUCUUGGUUAAGGAUCAUUAUAAGCAUUAUUUUACCACCCACCAUUUUGACCUUGGAAUUUAAAAGCAAAGCUGAGAUGUCACAUGUUCCCCAGUCCCAGGACUUUCAAUUUAUGUGGUAUUACAGUGACCAGAAUGCCAGCAGUUCCAAAGAAAGUGCUUCUGUGAAAGAGUAUGAUUUGGAAAGGGGCCAUGAUGAGAAACUGGAUGAAAAUCAGCAUUUUGAUUUUGAAAGUGGGCCCCCAAACCUUCCAUGGACCAGGAAAGUCCAUGAGUUCUACAAUGCUCCAAUUGUCAAGUUUUGGUUUUAUACGAUGGCGUAUUUGGCAUUCCUCAUGCUGUUCACUUACACCGUGUUGGUGGAGAUGAAGCCCCAGCCCAGCGUGCAGGAGUGGCUUGUCAGCAUUUACAUCUUCACCAAUGCUAUUGAGAGGGUCAGGGAGAUCUGUAUUUCAGAACCUGGGAAGUUUACUCAAAAGGUGAGGGUAUGGAUUAGUGAAUACUGGAACUUAGUAGAAACUGUGGCCAUUGGCCUGUUUUCAGCUGGCUUCGUCCUUCGAUGGGGUGAUCCUCCUUUUCACACAGCGGGAAGACUGAUCUACUGCAUAGACAUCAUAUUCUGGUUCUCACGGCUCCUGGACUUUUUUGCUGUGAAUCAACAUACAGGUCCAUAUGUGACCAUGAUUGCAAAAAUGACAGCAAACAUGUUCUAUAUUGUGAUCAUAAUGGCCAUAGUUCUGCUGAGCUUUGGAGUGGCACGCAAGGCCAUCCUUUCACCAGAGGAGCCACCAUCUUGGAGCCUCGCUCGAGAUAUUAUAUUUCAGCCAUAUUGGAUGAUCUAUGGAGAAGUCUAUGCUGACCACAUAGAUGUUUGUUCAGGCAAGCCAUCCUGCCCUCCUGGUUCUUUUCUUACGCCAUUCUUGCAAGCUGUCUACCUCUUCAUGCAGUAUAUCAUCAUGGUGAACCUGUUGAUUGCUUUCUUCAACAAUGUUUACUUAGAUAUGAAAUCCAUUUCAAAUAACCUGUGGAAAUACAACCGCUAUCGCUACAUCAUGACCUACCACGAGAAGCCCUGGCUGCCCCCACCUCUCAUCCUGCUGAGCCACGUGGGCCUCCUCCUCCGCUGCCUGUGCUGUCGCCGAGCUCCUCAUGACCAAGAAGAGGGUGACGUUGUAUUAAAACUCUACCUGAGUAAGGAGGAUCUGAAAAAACUUCAUGAUUUUGAGGAGCAGUGUGUGGAAAAAUACUUCCAUGAGAAGAUGGAAAAUGUGAAUUGUAGUUGUGAGGAGCGAAUCCGAGUGACAUCAGAAAGGGUUACAGAGAUGUACUUCCAACUGAAAGAAAUGAAUGAGAAGGUGUCUUUUAUAAAGGACUCCUUACUGUCUUUGGACAGCCAGGUGGGACACCUGCAGGAUCUCUCUGCCCUGACUGUGGAUACCCUUAAAGUCCUUUCUGCUGUUGACACUUUGCAAGAGGAUGAGGCUCUCCUGGCCAAGAGAAAGCAUUCUACUCGCAGAAAACUUCCCCACAGCUGGAGCAAUGUCAUCUGUGCAGAGGUUCUAGGCAGCAUGGAGGUCGCUGGGGAGAAGAAAUUCCAGUAUUAUAGCAUGCCCCCUUCUUUGCUGCGGAGCCUGGCCAGAGGCCAGCAUCCCCCAGGAGUGCAGAGCCGGGCGCUUCUUGAGAUCACAGACAGUAAAAUAGAGGCUUCAAAUAUAAGACAUGACCAGGAAAAGCAAGAAACAGAAAGUAGUAUAGUUGCUUCCGUGGUGUCUCCUAACACACAAGCACACUCAAAGUAUGGCCAGUUUCUUCUGGUCCCUUCUAAUCUAAAGCAAGUUCCUUUUUCAGCAGAAACUGUCUUGCCUCUAUCCAGACCCUCUGUGGAAGCAAGUACAGAUGUGCUGGCAAAUGAACAGGACGUUCAGACUGAGGUUCUUGUUCAUCUGACUGGGAAGACCCCAGUUGUCUCCGACCAGGCAUCAGUGGCUGAAACCACAGAGCAGCAUGAGCCAACUGCUCACUUACUGGAUGGACGAGACAAGGUGGUAGCACUCAAUGUGCUACCCACCUUGAGUUGCACACCUGAACCCAUGACAGUGACCUCUGUUCCUUCCCAAGCCAAGAUCAUGCAAACUGGAGGUGGAUAUGUAAACUGGGCAUUUUCAGAAGGUGAUGAAACUGGUGUGUUUAGCAUCAAGAAAAAAUGGCAAACUUGCUUGCCCUCCACUUGUGGCAGUGAUUCCGCUGGGAGUGAACAGCACCAGAAGCAGAGCCAGGGCAGCUCCCUAUCUGAUAACUCAACAAGAUCGGCCCAGAGUAGUGAAUGCUCAGAGGUGGGAACAUGGCUUCAGCCAAACACAUCCUUUUGGAUCAGUCCUCUCUACAGAGACAGGCCCUUCGCUAGGAGUCAUAGUUUUAGAUUCCAUAAGGAGGAGAAAUUGAUGAAGAUCUGUAAGAUUAAAAAUCUUUCAAGCUCUUCAGAAAUACGGCCUGCAGCAUGGGUCAAAGCAAAAAUGCUAACCAAAGACAGGAGAUUCUCAAAGAAAAAGAAGAAUUCUCAAGGACUCCAGGUGCCAAUCAUAACAGUCAAUGCCUGCUCUCAGAAUGACCAAUUGAAUCCAGAGCCAGGAAAAAACAGCAUCUCUGAAGAGGAAUAUAGCCAGAACUGGCUCACAGUGUCCAAAUUAAGUCAGACAAGUGUAGAACCUUAUAUACAUCUGAAAAUGAAAAUUAAAGACAUUGGACAAUGUGCUGUACAAGUCAGUGAUCACCUAAAGCAGUCUCAAGAGGAUCUCAGCAAAAACUCUUUGUGGAAUUCCAGGAGCACCACCCUCGAUAGAAACUCCCUGCUGAAAAGUUCAAAUGGAGUUGACAACAUCUCAGCCUCCUUAAAAAGCCCUCAAGAGCCUCACCAUUAUUCAGCCAUUGAAAGGAAUAAUUUAAUGAGGCUUUCUCAGACCAUACCAUUUAUACCAAUCCAACUGUUUGCAGGAGAGGAAAUAACUGUCUACAGGUUAGAGGAGAGUUCCCCUUUAAACCUUGAUAAAAGCGUGUCCUCUUGGUCUCAGCGUGGGAGAGCUUCAAUGAUCCAGGUGUUGUCCCGAGAGGAGAUGGAUGGGGGCCUACGUAAAGCUAUGAGAGUCAUCAGCACUUGGUCUGAGGAUAACAUUCUGAAGCCAGGACAGGUUUUCAUUGUCAAGUCCUUUCUUCCUGAGGUUGUGAGGACAUGGUGUAAGAUCUUCCAGGAGAGUACUGUGCUUCAUCUUUGCCUCAGGGAAAUUCAGCAACAGAGAGCUGCUCAGAAAUUGAUCUAUACUUUCAACCAAGUGAAACCACAAACCAUUCCCUACACACCAAGGUUCCUGGAAGUUUUCUUAAUCUAUUGCCCUUCAGCCAACCAGUGGUUGACCAUUGAGAAGUAUAUGACAGGGGAGUUCCGGAAGUACAACAACAACAACGGUGAUGAAAUCACCCCCACCAACACCCUGGAGGAACUGAUGUUGGCUUUCUCUCACUGGACCUAUGAGUACACACGGGGAGAGCUGCUGGUUUUAGAUUUGCAAGGUGUUGGAGAAAAUUUGACAGAUCCAUCUGUUAUAAAACCUGAAGUCAAACAAUCAAGAGGAAUGGUGUUUGGACCGGCCAAUUUGGGGGAAGAUGCAAUUAGAAACUUCAUUGCAAAACAUCAUUGCAACUCUUGCUGCCGGAAGCUCAAACUCCCGGAUUUAAAAAGAAAUGACUAUUUCCCUGAAAGGAUAAAUUCCACCUCUGGACUUGAGAUAAAAAUUGAAUCAGCUGAGGAGCCUCCGGCAACUAUGAAAAGGGAGGAGCAAGAAGAUCCCAGUGCUUGCCCUACCUGCCAGGAACUCAGUGAUAACAAAGAUUGAUCGACGUGGCAUUGAUUACGUCAGCGCCUCCUUGGGACACACCUUCUGAGCCUCACCUCUCCUCCUACCCAAAGGCCUCAUUGGUAUAUGAUCAGUGGGUUCUCCUAGAUACUGACCUCUGUCCAGGACACUUGGCAGCUCCAUCCUCAAGUUCCACAUGAAGACGCUUGGAUGAGCCAGCUGGGAAUAUUGUUCUUGUAUACCUCAUUGCGUUAGCUGGCCACUUGGAACCUUGGAGCAGAGUGCUGCACAUUAAAGGAUGGGGUGGUGGGGAUGAAUUUAAUUUAUUUUCUCACUAUGUGUGCAGACUGGACCCCCUACUGCUAUUUGUCACCUCACACACAGACUGUCUUUAUGUCUAUAUAUAUGUACAUAAAAAGUUAUGUGACUUCCUCUUCUGUUUUUUCCACAGCAUAGGACUUUGAAUAGCAGUGAUAGGAAAAACAAUGGAAUGAGGGUGGAUUUGCAGAGAUUGGAGCACAAACUAACCAAGUAUCCUGGUGAAAUCUAGGUGGGUUUGAGAUAUUGUCAGUGAAUCAUAUGAUGCCUGGGUAUUUCAGGUUUCUGUAAAGGAAAGGGAAAUCUAAAACAAAUAACAUUCAUUUGUAUUUUUUUGAGAUGGAGUUUUACUCUUUUUGCUCAGGCAGGAGUGCAAUGGCAUGAUCUCUGCUCACUGCAACCUCCAGCUCCUGGGCUUAAGUAAUUCUUGUGUUUCAGCCUCCUGAGUAGCUGGCACUGCGGGUGUGCACGACCAUGCCCAGCUAAUUUUGUAUUUUUAGUAGCGGUGGGGUUUCACCAUGUUGGCCAGGCUGGUCUCGAACUCCUGACCUCAGGUGAUCCACCCAUCUUGGCCUCCCAAAGUUCAGGGAUUAUAGGCAUGAGCUACCACGCCUAGCCUAUUUUUUUUUCUUUUAAACAAGAGAACAAGAAUAUGAAGAACUGGAAAUUAUUAGGAAAGGGUUUCCCUUCCUUUAAGCUCAGGGAUACUAUUAGUUAGGAGUUGACUAAGUCAGCCUGUAAAAUACCACUCACCUUUCCAAAGUUGUAUAUAUAAUAUUGCAGGUUAAAUUACUUUAUGUCCUAUGAAGAAAGAUGUGGUUUCAGUCUGAAAACAUGUUUCACAGGUGUUUGCUUCCCUCCAGGGCAGAUUCCCCAUUCCUCUGGGUUGAAGAAUGUAUAUAUAUAUUUUGAAAUAAGGCUGAGAACAUGUCAUUGGUUUGUGAUGCCCAAGGUGAAAGACUCUUGGAGGUCACACUGUCUAGUAUAUUUUAGGGAUCAGUGAUCUCUUUUGUAUGCUGGGCCUGGUCACCCUACCUUGAAGAAGCACCAGCUUUUCACACGAGGAGAGAUGGGGUGCCGGGAGUCGUCUCCCUGUCCUGUUGCAUCCCCUUUCUUAAUAUAAGGUGCUUCACUCUACUGGCAGCAAACCUCCUGGGUUUGCAAAAUUCAACUUAUCUUUAUCUUUAAUCCUGACAUUAGCUGGCUUGCUACAGAGCUUGCUUUAAAAAUCUAUACUCCCGCAUUCUUAGGUAUACAGGGGAAAUGUUGAAUAGGAGGGUGGAAAACUAAGAAUUUAAACCGAGAAAACCAAUGGUUGUAUCUGAUUCUUGUAAGUUUGAGUUAUGCAAGGGCUAGUUUAUACCCCUUUUUCUUGGGUUUUGGGGGUAGUGGAAGGUGGGAAAUUUGGGUGAUAUCUUGAUUGGCAAUUAGGAUAAAAUACUAAUGCUUUUGGAGGGGGCUUAACAACUUUAUCCUAUUCGGCAAAUCAGUAGAGGAACAAUUGGUACUCACUUCAAUGCUACAUUCAGCUAUGGAAAAAGGCAGAGUUUGCUUGCUCAAUGGCCAAACUAAAGAAGUCAGUUCAUUGGUCAAAUAUUUAUUACCUGGAAUGGAAAUUGAAAGAAAAUACAUUUGGACUUCAAAUUC